AUCAUUUUUGUGAAAUAUUUAUCUAAAAUCAAAAGUUCUCUGGAUAAUCAUAAUUUGUAAUUUACUAUGAUGUUAUUAAGCUUUUACGAGUACAUUUUAUAGAUUUAAUAUCAAACACAACCAAUAUGUUAUCAAUAAAACGUCUGCCUAGUCUAUCAGCUAGUAAAAUAAACCCAAAAUAUCGCUCUGAUUUGUUGACUGUAUCCAGAAAUGGUCAAUUAUUCAGUGAACGUUGUAAUAAUGCUUUCUUCAAAUUAUGCCGAUCAUUCUCUGCGUUACACAACGUGACAAGUCGAGCUCGACAUCCACAAUUAAAACAAUUUCAUGCAGAGUACAAAGCAGCUGCAGACUUAUUGAAAAGGUCUAAUUUGCCAUCAUUUCCUUCAAUCAUUAACAAGGAAUUUACAAAAUCCUUUCACACAAGUUCUGCAAACAAUAAUAAGGAUGACGACCAAAACAAGGAUAAAGAUAAAAAGAAAAAUGAAGAUGCUAAUAUACCAUCGCUGUUUGUGAAAGCGGCAUUUUGGAUGCUCACCACAUUCAUCUUAGUCACUUUAAGUUCAAUGUUAGUUCCUGGUGACAAUACACAGAAUGAGCUUGUACGGUAUGUGUCCUGGAACGAAUUUGUAUAUAAUAUGCUGUCGAAAGGAGAGGUAGAAGAGCUAAUAGUACGUCCAGAUUUAGAAGUUGUUACGAUUAUUUUAUAUGAUGGUGCGGUGAUUAAAGGAAAACGGACGAAUCAUCGCGUUUAUCACAUGAAUGUGGGUGAUAUACAUCGUUUUGAAGAGAAACUGCGAGAAACUGAAAAGAGUUUGGGUGUGAAAGAAGGUGUCCGUGUCAUCUAUGACAGGAAUGGAAGUGUUGCUGGUAAAGUGAUCACAACAUUACUGAUAGCAGCUUUCAUUCUGUCGUUCCUGUACUCAACUAAGUCAAUGAAGAUGAACAUCAAUCUAGGAGGCUUUAGUCAACUCGGUCGUGCUAAGUUCACUUUAAUUGACUCAAUGAGCGGACAAGGUAAGGGUGUGAAAUUUGAAGAUGUGGCCGGACUGAAAGAAGCCAAAAUAGAAGUUAUGGAGUUUGUCGACUAUUUGAAGAGACCUGAACAUUACAAGAGUUUGGGAGCUAAGGUGCCCAAAGGUGCACUGCUGUUAGGCCCACCCGGCUGUGGUAAAACGCUCCUGGCCAAAGCUGUUGCUACUGAGGCUAAUGUACCAUUCCUCUCCAUGAAUGGUUCAGAAUUCAUUGAAAUGAUUGGAGGAUUGGGCGCUGCUAGAGUGCGCGAUCUCUUCAAAGAGGCCGGUUCCCGGGCACCCUGCAUCAUCUAUAUCGACGAGAUGGACGCUGUCGGGCGCGCGCGGAGUGAUGGGCGGUCUUUCGGCCCGGGGGGAGGGGAGUCGGAGCAGACCCUCAAUCAGUUGUUGGUGGAGAUGGACGGCAUGAAGACUAGGGAGGGUGUGGUGGUGCUAGCCUCCACGAAUAGAGCUGAUGUGCUGGAUAAGGCUCUGCUCCGGCCGGGUAGAUUCGACCGACACAUUCUCAUAGACCUGCCGACACUGCAAGAGAGAGAGGAGAUAUUCGAGCGACACUUAAAGAAUAUCGUUUUAGAAGACCUACCUAAACAUUAUGUAAAACGCCUGGCGUAUCUAACGCCGGGUUUCAGUGGUGCGGACAUCGCUAACGUGUGUAACGAAGCCGCGCUCCAUGCUGCACGACAUAAGCAGAAUCUGGUCAAAGCGGCCAACUUGGAAUAUGCUGUGGAGAGGGUUGUUGGUGGGACAGAAAAACGUAGUCACGCAAUGUCACCUGCCGAGAAGAAGAUAGUCGCGUAUCACGAGUCGGGGCACGCGUUAGUCGGCUGGCUGCUGGAACACACAGACGCUCUGCUCAAAGUGACUAUAGUGCCACGUACCAAUAAUGCGCUGGGAUUCGCUCAGUAUACUACCUCGGAUCAGAAACUGUAUUCGAAGGAGGAGCUGUUCGAUCGCAUGUGUAUGGCACUGGGCGGUCGCGCGGCGGAGGCGAUAACAUUCAAUUCGAUCACGAGCGGCGCUCAGAAUGAUCUACAGAAAGUCACCAAAAUCGCGUACGCACAGGUCCGGAUAUACGGCAUGUCUCGUACCGUCGGUCUCAUAUCGUUCCCGGACUUGAACGAACGCGGCCGAAGCCCUUUCAGUAACGCGCUCAAAAACCUCAUUGACAUGGAGGCUAAGAAGUUGAUCGCUGAGGCGUACUACAAAACUGAGGAUGUGCUGAGGAAAAACCAGGAUAAACUUAAACUUCUUGCCGAAGAAUUAAUAAAGAAAGAGACGCUAAACUUCAAAGAGGUACAAGACAUUCUGGGACCACCGCCUUUCCCCGGGAAGAAGUUCAUUGACCCCGUCGAGUUUGAGGCCAAUUUGAGGAACAUGGAAAAGGCCACCACAAGCGAAGAGGACAGUUCCAUUGGGGCACCUUCGGCUAAGCCAGAGACGCAGCCAGGAGCGUAAAUAUGUAGAUAACCUGUAGUGAAUAUAUAAAUUGUUGACAAUCA
Molecule: messenger RNA, 2530 nt
Organism: Aricia agestis (brown argus)
Lineage: Eukaryota; Metazoa; Arthropoda; Insecta; Lepidoptera; Lycaenidae
Gene: Spg7
Product: paraplegin
Exons: 15
Coding region: 126-2486 (786 amino acids)
Biological process (GO): mitochondrial protein processing; protein-containing complex assembly
Cellular component (GO): membrane; m-AAA complex
Molecular function (GO): ATP binding; ATP hydrolysis activity; metalloendopeptidase activity
Source: RefSeq, a predicted model, not a curated record